Caenorhabditis bovis is the source of this 1731-nucleotide messenger RNA. The record is from the annotation of a GenBank genome assembly. Lineage: Eukaryota; Metazoa; Nematoda; Chromadorea; Rhabditida; Rhabditidae.
AUGAUAAUUUAUUUGCUAUGUGUUAUAGGACUACCUUUGGGAUAUUUAAACGCUAGUUUUUUACACAAUGUAAUUAAUGAAGAUGUGGAAACGGAAAUUAGUGAUUGGAGUGAAGCCAAAACUGAUGGAAAAACUCGAAUUAUCGAUUUCUUAAUUGGGUUUGAUUCUUCUUUAACCAGGUAUUAUAAUUAUGAUGAGGAAUUGAUCAAGUCAGCAACUGUUACAUUAGCUCAUACAAUUAAUCAGUAUUUUUAUCCGCUCAACAUAAAAGUGUCAAUUGUGGACAUUGUGCCAAUUAAAGGAACAAACAUGGGACUGGAUGACUUCAUUGAGUGGAGAAAAGAGCAGAGCAACAUUGUUACGCAUGACGUUGUGGUUCUUCUACGCCAUAACUACGAAGGAGGAAUAGCUUACGGAAACGGUAUUUGCACAAAAAAUAGUCUAAUAAUCUCGGGGUUUUUUCCUGAAUCAACAAUGAACAAUGCAUGGGUGCUCAUACAUCAAAUUGCCCACGUCGUUGGAUUGACUCACACGCAAAAGUUUGAUUGUCAUUGUAGCGAGUCAGUUCCCGAGAAAUGUUUGAAAAUAAGAGGUUUCCCUCCAUGCAGCGUUCAGGGAAUGGUUGACAAAAUGCAGAAGCAUCAAUGCCUCUUGGAAGAAAACUCAACAAUUGCGAGCAGUUUGACAGUUAGACGGUCAUCGUUGCCCAUUUGUGGUAAUGGAUUACUGGAAAAAAAUGAACAAUGUGAUUGUGGACCUGAAAAGUAUUGUGAUAACGUCUUAUGUGAUCCACACCGAUGCCAGUUCAUUCUCGAGAAGAAAAUAAUCAAUUUUGUAAUAACAUUUUCUGUAGCGUUACUAUGUUUUAUAGCUUUAUUAAUCACAUGGUCUGGUUGCUAUACUGAGCCUUCUGAUUAUUUAUUUAUUAUCAAAUCGUCUUAUUACAACACCGAGGAUCAAUGGAAAAUUGUGAAAGAGGCAACCAGUAAAGUUGCAAGUUUGUUAGACAUUGGAAGAUCGGAACAAAGUUCCAGAAUGGCCGUAGCUCUUUUUGAUAAUUUCAAUCCACCUAAGCUUGUUAUCGAUUUUCAAACAUAUGGUCGUUCUUCUGACUUAAAAACUGCAUUAUACAAUCUUCCACUGCUUCCGUGUGGAUCUUGGUGUAGCGGACAGCAGCAAAAAUCAGAUAUUGAGCAACUGAUUGGAAUUAUGCCAAGAGUCAACUUUACAAGGCACACACAUAUAAUUUUGAUAGCUUCACAUUACCUUGAUACUACCCAGCUUCAGUUUUUGUUCAGUACAGGGGCAAUGCCUGUGAUUCAACAGUUCUUGUUGCCACAGACAAGCAGAAUUGUCACAUAUGAUUCACCGUAUUAUAACUAUUUCUAUGCCUAUUAUGACCAAUACAGAAGUUGGGCUGAAAAGACGUGUUAUGAAAUCAUUGGUUGCCAGGAGUGUAUGCAUUCAAUUCAAACUUCAUCAAUUAUCGAUAAACCCAACGAAAUUGUAACUGUCCAUUCUGGUGAUUCAUCGAAGUGGAAAGACAGCUCCUUGAAAGAAUUUCCGGUAAAUCUAUUAGAAACAUCGAGUGCCGCUUCUUCAACUCAUCCUACAACCGAUAUGGAUUAUGAAUACGAAAUAACCGCCGAUCCACCAGGAAUGAAAAUCAAUAAAACGCCAUUGAAAGAUUCUGUUAAAGAAAACAAUGUCGAAGACUUUGAAAUAAUUUAA